Symbiodinium sp. CCMP2592 is the source of this 3018-nucleotide messenger RNA. NCBI's taxonomy places the organism in Eukaryota, Dinophyceae, Suessiales, Symbiodiniaceae. The record is from the annotation of a GenBank genome assembly.
AUGAGCGGCAAAGAUAUCACAGUCGAUGCGAGGGAGAGGGAUUUCUUUGGCAGGGGCUAUAUGGAUGCAGCCACCCGUGCAUUCUUCGCGGAGCUCAACAUUUGGAAUUCCAACAUCGGCCUGUACGCCGUUGUCACCUUCGUGGUGGAGUUUGGUGCAAGUGGCGGGACAGCACAGGAGAUUAUGAUCAGCACAAUGACCGAGCGUGUGCUGACUGUGGGCGGCCUCGGCACCGCGCUGGACUGGUUAGCUUUUGUGCUUCUGAUUCUCGUCAUGAUAUUCGUGGUGCAGUUCAUCUUCGAGGAAGUUCAGGAGCUGUACAGCAGCUGGCGUACCUACUUCUUUGAUGCAUGGAAUCUCCUCGACUGGGCGAACAUGGUCCUGCUGCUCAUCGGAUUCACCCUGCGCAUGCUGCUCUUCUCCGACGCAGCCAAUGCCAACGUGGGCCUCGAGCAGCUCUCGAACGUUGAUUCUUUUCAGAAUAUCUCAGCCCUGGCCAGCGCGGCCACGACAGUUCGCGUUCUCAACGCCUUCAAUUGCGUUCUUCUUUGGGGCAAGGUGACCAAGUACUUGCGGCAUCUGCCGUUGGUGAAGAAUCUGAUCCGAACGGUGUGGACAGCUUUCGAUUUGUUUCUGCCGUUCCUGAUCAUGUUUGGGGUCGCUCUGGUCGGCUUCGUCAUGGCCUUCAACGUAGGCGACGCUCAGCCUUUCCUGGAGGACCAGUGGAAGGAAGGUGCUGUGUUGCACCUGCGAGGCUUUGGUGACAAGGUUGCCGAAUUGGCCAACUUCACCACGUCGGCAGUGUACCUGCUGGAGCCCAAGGAUGCCAAGGAGUGCAGGGCGUUCCUGAAGGACGUGCAGCUCAUGCCUGUGUAUGCCAUCACACCUUUGUUCGGUGCCGGUUUGAUUUUGCUUUUCUACCUGAACAUGAUCGCCGUGGCGGCCGCAGGCAUAGGCACCAUCUCUAUGCAGAGCCAAAGACGGUCUUUGACAACAGUUGCACCUCAUGUUCUGGUGGAAGUCCUCUCCUACAUCACGCACGAUUCUCGUCGGCUGAAGACCUUUGGUGUGGUGUGCAAAGCUCUCACCGCAACUCUGGACGAGGAGAGCGCUUGGUGGCAUCUUUGCCAGCGGUAUUGGUAUGCUACCGACGACAGGCUGAAGGAGUGGCCGAAGCUCUCAGCACGAGGCUUGUACCGAGCUUUGGAGCAAUGGAUGCCAUUGGAAGGCUUCUAUGUCUUGGCCGGCGCCUUCCCCUGGGGCCUCAUAGCACUGCUGCGCAUCGUCGAGGGCCGUUUGUGCGGCUCCAUCGUGCGCUUCAUGCCCAAAGACGAUGGAGACUUCGCGGAAGUCCAGGUGCCAUUGUUUGACGUGUCGAUCGUGGAAGACAGGCCUGGGAUUCUCAGGAGCUCUUUGACGGCAUCUUGGCUGUCUGGCGCGGCGAGCCUGGCACCCGUGGAAGUGGAAGAUAUCUUGGCCUACACGCAGGAGUCCAGCGUCUUCUCCUCUCGGCGUCUCGCCGAGGCCGCGCUGUUUACUCCUCGUCGGGCGCUGCGUCUGGCAAGCGAGGCACCGACGAUCGCCAAGACUGUGGCCGGCGAUGGCGAAGGCUACGCAGCGCACGCCGUUGCCGUUGAGAUGCCGCUGAAUCCCCCAAGUCUACCAGAUGAUGGUGAGGACCGGGACUCUGACGACUCUGAUGUGUGGCCGGGGCCAGUCUGCAGCAGUUCGUCUUGGAGAGUUGGAGAGCUGGACAAAUCGGAGGAGUCGCUUCUCCAUCGUACACAGGAAAUGCUUCGGGACAUGCUCGGACAGUUUCCAUGCGACUUGGCCCUCAUCCGCAGCCCAGACGAGUUUGUGCCAUUGGAUCCUUCUGUUCCCGGACUGAGACCUGGCCUCUAUGUGGGGGAUUACGGGCAUCGCUUCUAUGGUCAGUUCCGCACCGAAGUGCUGCUCCUUGACUAUGUGCACCUGACCGCAGACGAACUCCGAGAAGAGGCUCAGAUGCCACGGCGGCUCUUCAUGCGCCCACACGGCGAGAUGCCUCCUGCAGAGCUGGCUGCGCUCGCCGAGUUGGACACGCCGAUUGACUUCAUGCGCGGCGUCAAGCAAUGUGGCGACGUGCAUGUACCUCUUGGUGCGACCACCUUCGUGGCAGUGUGCUCUCCGCCAGAGGCUGUGGCAGUGCUGGCUGCGGGAGCGCCACCUCCCACACGAGUUUUAGAUCGACAGACUGGGCAGUGGGCAGCGGUUGCGCGGUCAUGGCGCGGCUUUGGAACGCUGGCAAUGCCAGGCUUUCAACAUCCGAGCUGGGCACUGGGCUGGCUGGUUCAGCUCCAGUCUGCAGGAACACAUCGCUUUGGCUUUGCCUGGGACCGGAACCAGGAUGCAGUUGUCCUCAAAUGGCUGGUUCUCCAGGACACGUGCCCUUUUCUGCAAAGAAGCUGGCUGUUCAUCGCAAAGUACAGCAAGGAGCGGGAAGCCCGGAAUGCUGAACGAGCAUACUGGAAUGAGGACGAGCCCCUGGAGGAGGUUUAUCGGAGGGUCAGCGGCUUCAUCCAGAGAAUCAUGAUCCGCUUCUUCCCCAUGAUCUACGUCAGAUACCGCAAAAUGACCGAAAGGUUGUCGACGCCCGAUGACGAUGCGGGCUCUGAUACCUCCAGCAAGGGAAGGCGCAAGCAGGCGGCCCUGGAGGACAAGAACGAGCGUGGCAGCGCUGGGGGUGGCAAGAAAUCGACAGAUGACGAUCUGCAUUCGAGCCACUCUGGCUUCAGCCACGACAGCAGCGAAGGGCCGCUGAAGCCUGGGGCAGAGGAGCUCAAGCGAGCCAUAGAGCACAUGUCCGGACGGAUUCUCUCGGAACUGACCUUGGUGGGAAUUGAAGUCAAGUCCGAGCUGCACGACGUGACGGAGCGCAUUGCUCAGAUGCAGAUGGCCGUCGAAGAGCUCGCCUGGAGAAUGGAGAAGGUGCGAAGUGAUCAAGAUCAAGAGAUGGCCGAUCCAGAAGAUGCCAUGUGA